Ruditapes philippinarum (Manila clam) is the source of this 1910-nucleotide messenger RNA. RefSeq lists its product as uncharacterized. NCBI's taxonomy places the organism in Eukaryota, Metazoa, Mollusca, Bivalvia, Venerida, Veneridae. The transcript is spliced from 3 exons. Bases 246 to 1412 code for a protein of 388 amino acids. The record is from RefSeq and is a predicted model, not a curated record.
GUUUGUUAAUUUAUGUCAUGUUAAGAACGUAUGAAUCAAACAUGUGUAUUAUCUAAUCAAGUCGAAAUAUCUAUAAAAAUUACAAAAAAAUUAAACACUUCAAGUUAAAAAGUCGAACAUUUUUUUCAUUAAUUCAACUUAAAAAAAUGAUGAAUGGACUAUUCAAUAAAAGAAUCUGAAGUUGUAGAAGUUGUAUGUUUACUAUCCGGCUAUUGUCAAUUCUGUGGAUCAGAAUCUGAAUCAAGAUGUCAAGUUGUACUGUGAAAAAUUCGACGGACAUAACUUGUGAUUAUGGCUGUUGUGGCACGGAGGCAAACAGAACUUGUUGUGAGUUUACGUUAUCCGAAAGUGUUCUUAUUGUGAUCUGCGUCGUUGGAGCGCUCGUUGUUGUUGCUAUUGUUGUGGCGCUUAUCAUAUGUUUGACGAGUAAACAGAAGAACAGAGUAACACAAAUAGGACCACGAGAACGUCGCAUUAUGCGAGGUGAUUUAGAACCUCGAAGAAGGCGUGUUGGCAUUCCAAAACCACCCCCUUAUUCUGAAGCUCCUCCCCAAUAUGAUUCUUUGCAUUUUAACGACGACUCAAGGUCAAAUCCACGAUCAACCGAUCCAAUAUUACCGGGACAUAUAAGAACUAAUGUACAAGGAGCAAGGAGGCAACGUUCCGACAGACGACAGAACCCGUCAGCAGAAGAACAAAGUAUAAGUCGUUUUGAACCACGUGACGCACCACCCUCCUAUAUAAGUAUUAUUCAAGUUGAAUCUAGAGAGAAUGAAAAUCGCAGAACCUACACACCUGAAGCUGGAACUUCCGGUUUAGGAAACAAUGGUGGUAGUAGUUUGAGUAAUAACUAUGGUGCAACGCCAUUAUUUGUAACGGGUCAAAACCGCCAAAGUUCCCCUCACCCAAGCUUAGCUAGUGGAAGAAUAUCAACUUCAAUGUAUAACGGGGCCGUUGAAAAUAGAACAUUUCACAGAACUGCAAGCGAGAGAAGCCAUCAGUUAUCAUCGCACAUAACUGUUAGCAGACACCACGGUAUGAACAAUAACUCAGUUUCACCGGUAACGAUAAGGGAAAUAACUGUACAUAGUCACGUCAUUAGAAAUAAUCAAAGUACGGAAACAAGUAAAAGCAAAGGAGGCAAAACAAAAGGAACUAACAUUCACACCAAAAUUCCACGUCCAAUAAAACCAAAUGGGCCAACACAAAUAGAUAACAAUUUAAACGUUGGAUCUAGCGUUAAUACCGGACUUGGUCCUGACGCGUUAGAUGAUGCUAACGACCUUCUUCGUUUAGGAGAGUCACCACCACCGAUUAACCAAUCAGCUGCGGCUAGAAGUGCCAAAAGACGAACAGUUAUACAAAAAUUACAGCAAAGGAAACAAACCUCAUCACUUACACCCGUGGAAUGAGAAAUGCAUCACUUACCCCCGUGGAAUGAGAGUUGCGAUUAUUUCGCUGGCGAAAUAGAUUAUUUACAAAAAAUUUCACUUUCUACAGCGUUGAAGAAGAAAUUAUCAGCGUUAAUGGGCUAUAAACUACUAUUUCAAAAAGGCAAACAACUAAAACAAACGUUAAUGCGUUACUAACUUGAAGAAAUCAGAUACAGGGAAAGUAAAUGCUUUGUCAGACAAAAAAGAAAACUUCAAAAGCAGUUGUUUCAUUCACAACGCUUAUGGUGAUACCGAACGUAAUAUAUAUAGUUUCAUUUUUUUGUCUUUCUUUGUCAAAUCACUUGGUAUAAGUGCAGUGUGUGGUUUAAAAAUGCUGUAAAAUAUAAACUGCAACAAACAGGGAAGACGAUCAGACAAGUUAGCUAGAUGAUCGUACAUCAUGUAAUAGAUUGUUGACAUAGCAGAACAUUAUAUGUAUAUAACAACAUACGCUUCAUUAAUAAAAUGACAAAUAAG